Molecule: messenger RNA, 1691 nt
Organism: Drosophila suzukii
Lineage: Eukaryota; Metazoa; Arthropoda; Insecta; Diptera; Drosophilidae
Source: RefSeq, a predicted model, not a curated record
CAACAGCAGCGCAGCGAUCAAAAGGCGAUUGAAGCUGCCGGCGAAAUGGGAAGAACACUGGAAAUAACCGGAAGACAGCAGGAGAAGAAUGUGGAGAAGGGUCAGGAGAAGGGCGCCGAUCCCGAAAAUGGGGAUCCGGUGCGCAGGCGUGGCCAUGAGACCAGUGAACUGGAGGCGGCCACCCAUCUUUUCAAGGGAAGUGUGGGUGCAGGACUCUUCGCCAUGGGAGAUUGCUUCAAAAAUGGAGGAUUAGCGGGGGCCACCAUCCUGUUACCCAUCAUUGCGGUGAUGUGCGUCCAUUGUGAACGAAUGCUGAUCCGCGGAUCCGUUUUGGCCGUGGAACGGACUCCGGGCGUCGAUUUCCUCGACUAUCCGGAAACGGUGGAGAAGUGCUUCGAACACGGACCACGCCCACUGCGCAAAAUGUCGCGAGUCAUGAAGCUCGUCGUCGAAAUGUUCCUGUGCGUCACGCAGUUUGGGUUCUGCGCCAUCUACUUUGUCUUCAUCACCGAGAACCUUCACCAGGUCCUCCAGCAGAAUGGCAUCGAUAUCAGCAUGAGCAUGGUGAUGCUGAUCACCCUGCUUCCGGCCAUGAUUCCCUCGCUGAUGACCAACCUCAAGUACAUCUCACCCGUAUCGCUGUUCGCCAAUGUGGCCCUACUUUUCGGACUGAUCGCCACCCUGACCAUAGCUUUUUCGGAUGGACCAAUGCCGUCGGUUGGGGACAGGCACCUCUUCACGGGGGGCGCCCAGUUAGCCCUGUUCUUUGGCACAGCCCUGUUUUCCUAUGAGGGCAUCGCCCUCAUCCUCCCACUCCGGAACUCAAUGCGCAAUCCCGACAACUUUAGCACCCGGUUCGGAGUCCUUAACUCCACCAUGUUCUUCACCACGGGUCUGUUUAUUUUCACCGGAUUUGUGAGCUAUGUGCGAUGGGGUGAGGAUGUCGCCGGCAGCAUAACGCUAAAUCUCGUCGUGGAGGAAGUAUUUUCCCAGGUGGUGAAAGUAGUCGCCGCCUUGGGCGUGUUCCUUGGCUAUCCUAUCCAGUUCUUUGUGAUGAUGAAGAUCCUCUGGCCGCCACUCAAGCGGUCCAACAACUGUGCCCAAAAGUAUCCCAUUACCAUGCAGGUGUGCCUGCGUUUUGUCAUGGUGAUGAUGACAUUUGGGGUUGCGCUGGUCGUUCCCAAACUAAAUCUGUUCAUCUCGCUGAUCGGGGCCCUGUGCUCCACCUGUCUGGCCUUCGUGAUCCCGGUGCUGAUCGACUUUGUGACGCGGGCGCCGGUGCCCAAGGGCCUGGGGGCGUGGUCCUACAUCAAGAACAUCCUCAUCCUGACGGUGGCCGUGCUGGGAAUUGUCACCGGUACCUACCAGAGCAUCGUAGAGAUCGUCAAGGAGUUUAAGUAGGCCUAAAUCGCUAGCAAGUAUGUUUUUUUGUACAUAAAUUAUGCUGUCAUUCCUGUAAAACUCUAUGUGAAUGCCUUGCCCUGCUCUAUUGUAAGCUUAAUUCGUAUACCGUGUACUUUUUUUUCCAUUUUUUUGUUGAUAGUCUUAAGAUCUGCAUUUGUAUGUAUGUAUAGAAACGUUUAUUGGCAUUCCAAACACCUAAAAAAAAAGGCAUAAAAGAAAAUGAUCUGCAGCUAAAACCGAUUUUAAUAAAUGAUUACCUAUAUGGCUUUGAUUAUUUUAAAACCUUA